UUUCAUCGUUCUUCAUCUUCUCACGUUGCUCUCAAUUUCAUUCAAUCUCCGCUGCUGAAUCCAUUUCUGUCACCACAACGACACUGUUCUUGCUUCGGGUAUGAGAAGCACAUUUCAUUACUUGGCUUUGCUGUAAAAGUCUCACUUCCCCUAAUCAUUAGUGCCCCCUCUGAAGCAAAGUAGUGAAAGUCCCAAACCAAAAUCGGCAAAAUCCUAGCCCUAAGUUCUUUGCUGCCGCCGUCCCAGGUUCUUAGCGCUUCCGCUUCUUCCUCUUCCCCCUGUCCGGAACCCAGGUAGCUCGGCACGUCAUCCCCAUCCUCGCUGGCUUCUCUUUUAAUGGCAAGCUAGGCAGAAAGAAGACACUUUUAAUGAUUGAUGUCGUGUUCUUUCUCGGUGCAAUAGUUAUGGCUGCAGCUCCAGCUCCAUGGGUUAUCUUAAUUGGGAGAAUUUUGGUUGGUUUGGGAGUUGGCAUGGCAUCCAUGACAGCUCCUCUGUACAUAUAUGAGGUCUCCCCUGCUAAGAUCAGAGGAGCAUUAGUCAGCAUCAAUUCUUUCUUAGUCACUGGUGGACAAUUCUUCUCUUACCUUAUCAACUUGGCAUUUACCAGGGCUACUGGAACAUGGCGUUGGAUGCUCGGUGUAGCAGGCGUUCUUGCUUUGGUUCAGUUCAUAUUGAUGUUUAUCCCUCCCUGAGUCACCUAGAUGGUUGUAUAGGCAGUAAGGAAGACGAGGCAAAGCAAAUUCUGUCGAAGAUUUAUCCCCCCAACGAAGUUGAAGAGGAGAUCAAGUUGAUGCGUGAAUCCAUCGAAACAGAGAAGGCAGAGGAAGGCUCGAUUGGGCAAAACCUAGGACAGAAACUCAAGGGUGCAUUAGCUAAUGAAGUUAUACGAAGAGCACUCUACGCAGGCAUCAUAGUGCAAGUUACUCAGCAGUUUGUUGGCAUUAACACUAUCAUGUAUUACAGCCCUACCAUUGUUCAAUUCGCUGGAAUAGCCUUGAAUUCCACGGCUCUUGCGGUUUCUCUGGUUACUUCUGGUCUGAAUGCCUUCCACGGCUCUUUUUUGUUUUUCUGAUAAUAACAAACACAACUAUGGUAAUUCGAGGACAGAGUAUGUUGUGAUGAAGGCAGAAGCAGAGGUGGUAGAGGAGAUGAUAAAGAAAAGGACAGUGUGCUUGGUGGAUGAACUCUUCUUGGAGUGUAAGAAUGAGUGGUGGCAGAAGGGGAAGAGAAAGAGUAGUCGAAGACGAAGAGCAUAUUGGGAGUGCUUAGCCUUGUAUGGAAGGCUGAGAGAUGAGGGUGUUGCAGUUCACCAAUGGUGGGGUUGAAUUUGAAUUGGAUUGAAAGGAGAACUUAAUUAUUAAGGUGCAUAGUCUUUUGUGUUUCGCUUAAUGGUCACCACUCUCCAGUGUUAUAUUAUGAUUUGAUGAUUGUCCUGUUUCUAGUUUCUUUCUGUAUUUUGGAAUUUGUCAAUAAGGAAUGCCAAGAAUGGUGCAUGUUGUACUCUAUCAUUGUGAUGUGAUCGUACUAUAAAUAAAGAAUAAAGGCUUGUUUUCCAUGAUUC
Messenger RNA from Arachis ipaensis, 1561 nucleotides. RefSeq names its product inositol transporter 4. Gene Ontology annotation, molecular function: myo-inositol:proton symporter activity. NCBI's taxonomy places the organism in Eukaryota, Viridiplantae, Streptophyta, Magnoliopsida, Fabales, Fabaceae. The record is from RefSeq and is a predicted model, not a curated record. Gene Ontology annotation, cellular component: membrane. Gene Ontology annotation, biological process: transmembrane transport; myo-inositol transport.